ACCGUCUCCAAGGAGCGGUCCAGGGCACCGGUUUCAAAGUCGCAGGGCGGGCCGGGUGGACUUCCGCAGUUGGCCCCGGGUUUCCCCGCGGUCCUGAAGUCAACGCCCCCCCCCCCCCACCCCCGAAACGCUCCUUCAAGGACGCCUCCACCCGGCCUCCUGGCUGGCUUCCUUGGCUCUCUCCUAAGUGGCCCGACACGACCCCGAGUGACCUGCGGGACGUCUAUAUCCACCCGCGUCUCCUUUUUACCCGGCUGGGAUUCGAAUGAACGUGGAACAAAAUUCACUUGGCGGGUCCCCAGCAAACCUGAAACCUGAAGUCUGUCGCCUGAGCGAGGAGGGGCUCGGCUGGGACUCAGGAGAAGGCGCGGCGGGGCUGUUGACGCCGCGUGAGUAGGAUACUGAUUACACUGCUGAGUGCUUGACAACCUCCAGCGUUGCUUUAGUUUAGCUUUCCCGGACAGCGAGCUCUCUGGGGUUUUUUUGUUUUUGUUUUUUAAGAAAGUGAAGGUGGUAAAAGCUCCAGACUGAAAUUGUAUCGAAAUGGCCACGGAAAUCGACUUUCUGAGAGAUCAAAAUCAACGGCUAAAUGAAGUGCUUAGGCGAUAUCAAAUGGAAGAUUUUUCCAAAUAUUCAUUGGUACAGAAAGCUGUCUUCAAAGGAGGUGGAGAUGACACAUUAGAAAACACACUAGUUGACCAAAGCUUUUUAGCUCCUCUUAUUAUUGAGUAUGAUAAACAUCUGGAAGAACUAAAUGGGCAGCUGAAAUAUUACCAGAAACAGAUGGGUGAGAUGAAACUACAACUUGAAAAUGUCAUCAAGGAAAAUGAAAGGUUGCACAGUGAAUUAAAAGAUGCUGUUGAAAAGCAACUGGAGACCCUUCCCUUUGGCACAGAUAUGGGAAAUGAUAUAUAUACAGAUGAUGAAACAGUCAGGAAUCUUCAAGAACAAUUACAACUAGCCAAUCAAGAAAAAACUCAGGCUGUGGAACUCUGGCAGACUGCUUCUCAGGAGUUGGACAGACUUCAGAGACUUUACCAGGAAUAUAUGACUGAGGCCCAGAUUCAUGUAGUUGAAAGUCAAAAACAAAAGGAUCAACUGACCAAUUUUCAACAACUGACCAAGCAACUUCAUGUUACUAAUGAGAACAUAGAAAUGACUAACCAACACUUUCUGAAAACAGUAACUGAACAAAAUGUGGAAAUUGAGCAACUCCGAAAACAACUUAGGCAAGCCAAGUUAGAUCUGAGAAGUGCAGCAGCAAAAGUGGAUGAGUUAACCAAAGUAACUGAAGAUCUUCAAGGACAGAUGCAAAAGAAGGAGGAGGAUAUGUUGUCUGCCCAGGGAAGAGAGGAAGCAUCAGAUAGGCGUUUACAGCAGUUACAAUCUAGUAUAAAACAAUUAGAAACAAGACUCUGUGUAGCAAUGCAAGAAGCCACUCAGUUAAGAGCACAAAAAACACAUUUGGAAAAACAGACUAGAGAAUUACAAGCAAAGUGCAAUGAAUUAGAAAAUGAAAAAUAUGAAGCUAUUGUAAGAGCCAGAAAUAGCAUGCAGCUCUUAGAAGAAGCUAACCUUCAAAAAAAUCAGGCUCUACUUGAGGAGAAGCAAAAAGAAGAAGAUAUAGAGAAAAUGAAAGAAACAGUGUCUCGGCUUAUGCAAGAUGUUACCCUAAGAACCAGGAAGGAAGUUGCAAGCACAAGAAAACAGUAUAAUGUACAGAUUUCUCGACUAACAGAAGAACUUUCAGCCCUUCAAAUGGAGUGUGCUGAAAAACAAAGCCAAAUUGAACGAGCCAUUAGGGAGAAAAAAGCAGUGGAAGAAGAACUAGAAAAGAUUUACCAUGAAGGCAGAGUAAAUGAAAGUGAUUACAGAAAACUAGAGGAAAUGCACCAAAGAUGCCUGGUUGCAGAGCGUUCAAAAGACGAUCUUCAGCUAAGACUUAAGACAGCAGAAAAUAAAAUAAAACAACUUGAAAUAAAUUCCUCAGAAGAGAUAUCACGUUGCCAAGAAAUGAUUCAGAAACUUCAAAACUUAUUGGAGUCUGAGAGAGAAAACUGUGGAUUUGUCAGUGAACAAAGGCUGAAACUUCAGCAAGAAAAUGAACAGUUACAGAAAGAGACUGAGGAUUUAAGAAAGAUUGCUCUUGAAGCUCAAAAAAAAGCCAAAUUAAAGAUCAGUACAAUGGAACAUGAAUUUUCAAUAAAGGAACAUGGAUUUGAAGUUCAACUAAGAGAGAUGGAAGACAGUAAUCGAAAUUCCACUGUUGAACUGAGACAUCUCUUAGUGACUCAACAGAAGGUGGCCAAUAGGUGGAAAGAAGAAACAAAGAAACUUACUGAAAGUGCAGAGAUUAGAAUCAGUAAUCUCAAGUCCCUUAGACGAAGGCCAAGAGGAUGUACAUAUGGAUGUGUAACAGACUCCUUUUAAACGUGUAGAUGCAUGGGAAAGGGCACCAGCUUCUCCUGCAGGUCAUCUACGGCAGUAGUUGGAGAUGGUGAGAGAUAAAUGAAAACAGGGUUCUAGUUUGUCCUUAUAGUUGCUUCCGUUCAUAUCUAGCUUUUCUUCAUGACAUCUAGUUUAGCUGGCCCAUAGUGACUUUGGACUUAACACCAGAUGCAGAAACAACUGCAUUGCAUUGGCUUUUCUACCAGCUCCCACAGGUGUGUCACACCUAAUUCCCAAAAUAAAUCCCAUAUUCUGUAUCACUCAGUGUAGCUCUGUUUUCCUGAAUAAACCCUGAUACAUAUAGGAAUUGGUUUCAAUUACAGAAGUAGUUCCAGAAGAAUAUAACCUCAUGAAUGGGUACUCUAACUGGAUCUGGAUUAUCUGGAAUUGAUUCUCUGCUUUGAUUAGAUUUAAAGGCCACUGGUAAAGGGUACACUGGUGAUCCAUGCUAUGCAAUGGCAAAACAGUUACUUAAAUUACCACCUAUAUAAUCAAGUGCCUAUAAAGAAUAAGGUGUGUAAAGUUUUUUUGAUGGAGAAAACUGACAAACCAGAGACUCAGGAAAUAGUUGCAGGUAGCAGUUUGAGUCCAGAGACAUUCAGGCUGGAGACCUGAAGAGCCAUUGUUACCAUUCAAGUCCAAAAGUGGUCUACUGCAGAAUUUCCUCUUGCUCGGGGGAAGUCAGCUUUUUGUUCUAUGAGGCCAUCAACUAGUUGUAUGGGGCCCACCCACAUCAUGAAAGGUAUUCUGCUUUAUUCCAAGUCCAGUGAUUUAAAUGUAAAUUUUACCUAAAACACUCUCACAGACACAUCCAGAAUAAUGCUUGAUUAAACAUCUGGGCACCAUGGCCCAGACAAAUUGACACAUAAAAUUAACCAUCACACUCUCCAUUUUACACAUGAGAAAACUGUAGACUUUGAAAAAUUUAUACAGAUCCAUAAUUCAUUGUCUGCAAUUUUAAAUUUGAAAAAAAAACCCGAAAACAAACUUUUCCAAAGUUAACUGCCUAUACUUUGGUGGCAAACCUGACUUGAACUGACAGGAGUCUAUUUAUGGUAUAGGUAUAUCUGUGUGUGCACACACAUAUAUGCAUGUGUAUACAGAUACACAUAAACAUUUAUUAUGCCUAUUCACAUGUUUUACUGAGAAAUAUUUAUGACUACUGUAAUCUCCGUCCUACUCUAAACCCUUAAAAUACUGUUCUUGGCUGUGUUAGGCUCUGCUAUAUUAUACAUGUAACUUGUACACACGAGCUAAUUAUUCCCAGUAGGUUAUUGAUAGUGAAUGUGUUUUAUUUCAGUUUGUAUUCUCUGAAGUAUCAAAGUACAUUGCCAAAAGGAAGCACGUAGAAUGUUGAAUAUAAUUGUCUUGAGUCUGUCAAAAUACUUUUAACACAACCCUGUCUAUUGCUUUCAUCUGGGCUAGAAAGAUUGUUAAGGUUCUUUACAACUUGUGACUUCAGGAAUAGUACUUGAUUUUUUGAAAAAUAAUUCACCCCAGUUAUAUACUCAUUAUCAAGGAAUUUUUACAUGAUUCCCUUGAGUUGUCUCAUUAUUACAUAGGAGUCUGUGAGUUGUAAGAUUAUCCAUUUUUUUUUUUGGUAGGAUAUUUUAUUAGUUCAGAAAGAUCAAAGAAUAUCUUCAAAAAUUAUAGAUACCUUAUGGGGAGCCUUGGUGGCUCAGUUAAGCAUCUGACUCUUGAUAUCACUAGCCUCGGCGGGGCUCCACACUCCAUGCUGACUGUGCUUGCUUGGGAUUCUCUCCCCCUCUCUCUCUGUCCCUCCCCUGCUGAUGUGCUCUCUCUCUCUCAAGAAUAAAUAAAUUUUAAAAAUAUAGAAAUUUAAAAAAGAUAUCUUAGACUUUAAGUUUUAUAGAUCUUACCUUCCAUACAUUUAUAUUUUAGCAUAUAGGAUUAAAUAUAUUUGACCAGUAAACACCUUAAUGAAUGUAACAAAUGCCCACAAAUUGAAUUCUUACAUCUAAAAUCACUUUUUUUUGAGAGAGAGAGGGCGCUAGUGAGCAAGGGGCAAAGAGAGGGAGAGAGAGAAGCAGGGUUCACCUGGGGCUUGUGCAAGGCUUGAGCUCACCCGAUGUGGGGCUUUAGCUCAUCCAAGUAGGACUUGAACUCAUGAACUGUGAGAUCAUGACCUGAGCCGGUCAGAUACUUAACAACUGAGCCACUCAGGUGCCCCUAAAAUAAUUUUAAAUGUUCUAACUCAUGCUUUUUAAAAUAACCUGUAAAGUGCUGUGUGAAGGAAAAUUUGUAUAGUUGUUUUCAAUUAUAGACAAAUCAAUGAUUCCACAGAUUAUUUUUCCCCCGAAACAUAAAUUGAGGCGGAGAUCUGGCACGGGCACAAAAUAGAUGUGUCCCCACAUGUGGUAAACACAAAAGAUCAAAACAAAGUGAAGAUGAAAAAGAGAGUAGACUUGAAUUACCUUAGAGGAAGAUAGAGAACACAGUGGUGACAUUAAACCAGAUGGGCUAUAAUCAUAAAAAGAAAUUGAAUAAAAUACUUUUUUUGUAAAAAUAUGCAGAAUAAAUCUGAAAACAUGAAACCUUGGUAGCUGGGAUUAUUUUUUUUUCUUUGCAGCUGUCAGUUAACAUUUUAUUUUUUAAGUUUUUAUUUUAAUUCCUGUUCAUUAACAUACAGCAUUAUAUAUGAGUUUCAGGUGUAUUAUAUAGUGAUUCAGCAGUUCCAUACAACACCCAAUGCUUAUCAUGACAAGUACACUCCUUAGUCCCAUCACUUAUUUAACCCAACCCCCCCACUCCCACCCCCUUCCCCUCUAACCGUCAGUUUUCUAUCUCUCUCUCUCUCUCUUUUUUUCCCUUUGCUUAUUUGUUUUGUUUCUUAAAUUCCACUUGAGUGAAAUUAUAUGGUAUUUGUCUCUCUCUGACUUAUUUCACUUAGCAUUAUACUCUCCAGCUUCAUCCAUAUCAUUGUAAAUGGAAAGAUUUCAUUCUUUUAAUGGCUGAAUAGUAUUCCAUUGUAUAUGUAUACCACAUCUUCUUUAUUCAUUAGUUGAUGGACUCUUGAGCUGCUUCCAUAUCUUGGCCGCUAUAAAUAAUGCUGCUAUAAACAAAGAGGUGCAUGUAUCCCUUUGAAUUAGUGUUUUGUAUUCUUUGGGUAAGUACCCAGAAAUGCAGUUGCUGGAUUGUAGGGUAGUUCUAUUUUUAACUUCUUGAGGAACCUCCAUACUGCUUUCCACAGUGGCUGCACCAGUUUGCAUUUCCACCAGUUCACGAGUGUUCUUUUUUCUCCACGUCCUUGCCAACACUUGUUGUUUCUUGUGUUGUUGAGGCUAGCCGUUCUGACAGAUGUGAGGGAUAGCUGUGGUUAUAUGAAAUAAUCACUCAGUGCCUUUAAUACAUACUGAUAAUAUUAACAUGGUGAUACUAGACUGGAAAGUCAUCUAUCUUUUGGUAACACUCUUCCUAAUGAGCUUAAGAUAAUAAAAGGUUUCUUUGACUACUCAAAAUAUAGUUUUCAAAUAUUGGAAAUCACAAUAGAUUUUAGAAAUAUUGAUCUGGUGUGAGAAUUGAAGGUGAGAAAUACACUGCAGCAGAAAAGAUCCAAAGCUUAGUAAUGAAUAACACUUUUGGAGGAACAUAUUUGCUGGAACAUAAAGAUAUUGGUAACCAAAAAUUAAUAGUAAAUGACAUCUUUAAUGAUAAUAGCAAUGUUUAUAUAAUGAAAUACAGCUACUUUUUUUUAAGAUGCAACAAAUUGGCACUAAAAGAUAAAAUAUAGAUAUCCAAGAAAGAAAUAUCACAGGAAAUUCUUCUUUAAUCAUGUUAUGGAAUUAACUGUUUCCAUAGAGUUGAUUUUCACUUGAUCUUCUCUGUUCAAGAGUUUCAUUAUCCAGUUCAUUGCUGAAUUACUAAUCUCUCCUAAAGCUUUCAGUUUGGCCCAUUUGGGGUGUGGGGAGAAGGAAAGAAACCAGGCAAAAAUAAAUCAUAGCUUUUAAGAUCGUAUACAUAGCUGCUACAAGAAUGCUUAUAGUAGCAUUUUUCAUAAUUGUCUCCAAAUGGAAAUGCAAAUGCCCAUUAGCAGUACAAUGGAUAAUGAAUUUAUUAUUACUCUAUAAUAUCCUGAUAUACCUAGACAUCCCUCUUUCUAGCAUAUUCCUAAAAAUGGAAUUGUUGAGUCAUAAGGAAUGCAUAUUUUCAACGUAGUAGAAAAGGCCUCACUGUUUCUCAAAAUAAUUGUAACUAUUUACAUUUUUGCAAGUAGCGUAAGAAUUUCUGAUAGUCCUCAGCUUCACUCAGUGAAGUCAGAUAUGUUAAAUUGUGUGACUGUAAUGAUUAUUGGUUUCUCAUUAUAGUUUUAACUUGCAGCUCAUAAUUCUAUUGAAGUUGAACAUCUACGUUUAUUGGCCUUGUGAACUUUUACUCUGUGAAGUGUCUCUUCAAGCCUUUUAACCAUUUCUCUAUUGUUUACUUUUUCUCAAGUGUUGCAAAUAUCUUCUCCAAAAAACAAAAACAAAAAUAUCUUCUCCUAUUCUGUGGCUUAUCAUUUCCUUCUUUCUAUUUUUCUCUUCCCCAUCUCCUGACACAUUUUGAUAAACAGAAAUUAUUAACUUUGAUGGAGUCAUAUUUAUCUCUGGUUUUAUGAUGACUGUGUGUCUUAUUUUAAAAACUCCCUUUCUAUCCUGACCUCUAAAGAUUCUCUUUUAGCUUAACUACCAAAAGUUUUAUAGUUUUACCUUCCACAGAUAAGUCUUUAUUCACUCUAAAAUUGAUUUUGUGUAUAGGGUAAGAUAGAAGUCCAUUUUUUCCAUGUGGUAGCCAUUCAUCCCUAUAACCUUUCAUGACAAAAUUGUCAUUUCCUCAAUAUUUUGCAGAGUCCCCUUUGUCAUAUUUGUGUUCGUAUGUGUGUGUCUGUUUCUGAGCUUUCUUAUGUUUCAUUUGUUUGUCUGCCAAUCCUGUGUCGAUACCAUAUUGCUGUUUAUUAUAGCUUUAGGAGACACUUUUGAAAACAAAUACAAAAUUAGAAAAGUGACUUGAUAUCUGAUAGAACCACUCCUCUUGUUCUAUUUUUCAAAAUUCUUGUCUAUUCUUGGCCAUGGACAUUUCCUAUUCAUGUUAAAAUCGUGUUCUUAAAUUCCAUAAAGAAAUGUGAUGAGAUUUUGAUUGGGAGUACAUUGAGUCUAUAAGUAAAUUUGGAGCAAGUUAAAAUAAUUUAAAGUUUUAAAGAUUCCAGUCUUUUGGACAUGCAUCUCUCCAUUUGUUUACAUCUUUUUUACUACCCUCAGUAAAGUGUAUUAAUUUCUUUAUAGAAGUCUUACACAUCUUUGUUAGAUUUAGUUGGUAUAUUUUAGUAAUUGAUAUUUUAUGAUAUAAAUAGUACUUCCCUGAUUUUAUUUUGUGAUCUUUGCUUGCAUUACAGAAAUAGAAAUGCUUUUUAUAACUGAUUUUUUUUAACCAGGAACCUUGCUCAGUACAAAAACUGUAGAUUCUUUGAGUUUUUCAACAGCUUUAUUGUGGUAUAAUUUGCAUACCAUAUAUCUCGCUCCAUUAAGCAUACAAUUCUGUGAUUUAUAGUAAUUUUACAGAGUUGUGCAAGCAUCACUUCAAUCAGGUUUCAGCACAUUUCCAUCAAACCACAAAAUCUCCCAUGCCUAUUUGCAGGCAGUACCAACUUCCUAUUUCUGACAAUCAAUAAUCUACUUGCUGUCUCUUUAGAUUUGCCUGUUCUGGGCAUUUCCUGUAUAGGGAAUCACACAUCAUAUGUUCUUUUGCAUCACACUUCUUUCCCUUAGCAUAAUGUCUUUCAGAUUCAUCCAAAUUGUAUCACAGAUCAGUAUUGUGUUUAUUUUUAUCAAUGAGUCAGUAGUAUGGAUAUAUACCAUAUUUUGUUUUAUCUGCUCACCAGUUGAUGGACCUUUGCAUUGAUUCCAUUUAAACUAUUGUUUAAUUGUGGCAAAAUAUGCAUAUGACAUUUGCCAUCUUAACCAUUUUUAAGUAUACAUUUCAGUGGUAUUCAGUGUACUGAAUGAUGUAUCACCACCCAUCCUUCUCCAGAAUUGCUUUUCAUCUUGAAAAUUGGAAACUCUGUACCUAUUAAACUAAACUCCCCCAGUGCCCUCUUCCCCCUCCUCCAGCCACUGGCAACAACCACUCCACUUCUGUCUCUGUGACCUUGACUACCACCCUAAAUACCUCAUAUAGGUAUCAGAGGUAUCAGUCCCCCUGUGACUGGCCUAUUUCACCCAACACAAAGUCCCCAAGACUCAUCCAUGUUGUAGGGUAUGCCAGAAUCUCCUUCUCUUUUAAGGCUAGCAGAUAAGGAGGGACUUGCUUCUGUCAUUUUACUAUUUGUUUUCUAUAUACUUCACAGCUUUUUUGUCCUUCAUUUCUUGCAUUACUGUCUUUAUGUUUAGCUGAUUUUUUUAAAUGAAACAUUUAAGUUCCUUUCUCAUUUCCUUUUGUGUAUAUUCUGUGUGUGUGUGUGUGUGUGUGUGUGUGAGAGAGAGAGAGAGAGAGAGAGAGAGAGAGAGAGAGAGAUUACAAUCAUAGGGAUUACAUGUAACAUCCUAAAGUUGUAACACUAAUUUGGGUUUAUACCAGUUUAACUUCAGUAACAUACAAAAACUCUGAUCCUUUAUAGUUCUGUCCCCACUCCUUUCAGUUGUUGAUGUCACAAAAUUAUACCUUUAUAUAUUAUGUCCAAAAGCGUAAACAAACAAUUGUUCAAAAUGCAUCAGGCUCCUACAUUAUGUAGAAAACAAGGGGCACCUGGGUGGCUUAGUAGGUUAAGUGUCUGACUUUGGCUUAGGUCAUGAUCUCAAGGUUUGUGGUUCAAGCCCCACACCCAGCUCUGUGCUGACAGCUCAGAACCUGCAAUGUGCUUCAGAUUCUGUGUCUCCCUCUCUCUCUUUUCCUCCCCUGCACACUCUCUCUCUCAAAAAUAAAUAAGCACUUAAAAAAUUUUUUUAGAGAAAAAUAUAACUCUACUCUUUGUUUUCUACCUGAUUUAAGAGUAAUAGAUUUUUUAAAAAGCAGUUCGUCUAUGGGGUGCCUGGGUGGCUCAGUCAGUUGGCAUCUGACUUCAGCUCAGGCCAUGAUCUUGAGACUCGUGAGUUUGAACCCUGCAUCUCAGACUCCUUGCUGCCAGCUUGGAGCCUGGAGCCUGCUUUGGAUUCUGUGUCUUCCUCUCUCUGCCUUCCCCGCUUGUGCUCUGUCACUGUCUCUGUCUCUCAAAAAUAAACAAACAUUAAAAAAAAAAAAGGGCAGAUCGUCUAAAAGCCAGUAUUAUUGCAACUUUGGUUCAUAACUGCACAUUUUGUUUUCUACAUAAUUUAAGAAAUUAAUGCAUAUGUUGGAUUUUGUUUAUGUAUAAUUAUAUCCUCUCUGAAUAUAACAGUUUUUUUUAAUAUGAAAUUUAUUGUCAAAUUGGAUUCCUUACAACACCCAGUGCUCAUCCCAACAGAUGCCCUCCUCAAUGCCCAUCACCCACUUUUCCCUCCCUCCCACCCCCCCAUCAAGUCUGAGUUUAUUCUCAGUUUUUAAGAGUCUCUUAUGAUUUGCCUCCUUCCCUCUCUGUAACUUUUUUUUUUCCCUUCCCCUCCCCCAUGGUCUUCUGUUAAGUUUCUCAGGAUCCACAUAAGAGUGAAAACAUAUGGUAUCUGUCUUUCUCUGUAUGACUUAUUUCACUUAGCAUAACACUCUCCAGUUCCAUCCACGUUGCUACAAAAGGCCGUAUUUCAUUCUUUCUCAUUGCCAAGUAGUAGUCCAUUGUAUAUAUAAACCACAACUUUUUUACUUAUUUCCAGUCAUCAUAUAUUUUAUUUCCCUUUUUCACCUAUUACACUGGCUAGAUCUCCAUUACAGUGCAGAAUCAGAGUAAUAGCCUCUCCUUUUUUUCAAUCUCGGAAAGCUUUCAGUCUUCAUCUUUGUGUAUAAUGUUUUCUGUGUUGGGAGAUAACUUCUGUUAGAUUCAGGAAGUUUUCUUAUUUUUCUGAGUUUUUAUCCUAUUGAAUUUUAUAAAAGAUUUUUCUGUAUUGUUUGAGGUAAUCAUUUGAUUUUGUUCUUAUAAUCAAUGGGAUAAAUUUUAUAGAUCAAUUUUGCUAGUGUACCAAAUUUAUAUUCCUAUAAUAAAACUAACACAGUCCGAAUACAUUCUUCUUAAUAUAUUUCUGGAUUUGGCUUGCUGGUAUUUUGUUUAGUAUUUUUUCAUCUGUGUUCACUAGAGAGAUGGACCUGAAGCUUUCCAUUCUUCAACUCUCAUUGUUAAUUUGUAGAAUCAAAGUUAUGCCAGCCUCAAAAAAUUGCUUUUUUGUUUUCUCAUAAACUGUAUGUUAGAAAUGUUUAUUUUCUUUGAAUAUUUGGUAGAUCUCUCCAGUGACACUGUCUUGGCCUGGAGUGUUGUUGUUGUUUUGGGAUUUCUAUAGGAAUAUCUUUGAUUGUUGAUUCCAUUGAACAGUUAAAAAAAACUCUUCAAAUUUUCUUUUUCUUCUCUGAAACAGUUUUGAUAAAUUAUAUUUUUCUAGAAAUGCCUCCACGUCUUCUGAAUUUCCAAGUAUUUUGGAUAAAAUUUGUUUAUAAUAUCUUCUUAUCUGAUGUCUGAAGCAUCUGUAAUGAUUGCAUUGCUGAUACUGAUAUUUGUUUUUUUUUUAAUAUAUGAAAUUUAUUGUCAAAUUGGUUUCCACACAACACCCAGUGCUUAUCCCAAAAGAUGCCCUCUUCAAUACCCAUCACCUACCCUCCCCUCCCUCCCACCCCCCAUCAACCCUCAGUUUGUUCUCAGUUGAUACUGAUAUUAUUUGUACCUAGUCUCUUUUGUCCUUAUCAUUCCACCAGAGGAUUGUCAAUUUCAUUACUCUAUAAAUAAGCUUUGAUUUUUUAAUCUUCUUUAUUUUAUAUUUGUUAUAUAUUUUCUCUUUAUUACCUCGCUCCUUCUGCUUUCUUUGCUUUCAUGUUGCUGUUCCUUUUCUGUCUUCUUGAAAUAGAAGCAUAUCUCACAAAUUUUCACCUUUUGUUUUUUCAUCAUUUGAAUAUAUUUUCUUAAAUGCUAUUGAUUUUCUCCCAGACACUGACAUAGCUUUAGCAUACAAGUUUUGAUACAUCUAGUAUUUUCAUUCUUAUUUACUUCAAAAUAUUUUCUGAUUUUCAUUUCUUCUUUCAAUCCAUGUGUUAUUUAUAAGUACAUUUUUAAAUUUCUAAACAUAUGGGGACAUACUCUCUUUUUGUUAAUUACUUCUAUUUUCUAUAGAUAUGUCUCUUAGAAACAGUAUAUAGUUUUGUUUUAGACCAUUUAGUUCAUUUAUACUCAGUGUAAUCCAAAGUAUAUUGAGAUUUGUUAUGUUUUAUUUUAGUACUUCCUAUUUUUAUCAUCUCUGCUUUCUUUUUCUUUCCUUUCUCAUCUUUUUUUAUUGACUAGGUGUUUUUUUUUAAUCAUUCCACUUCUCCCCUUAAGUUUUAGAAAUUAAAUACUCUGUUACCCUAGAAAUUAUGCCAUAUAUAUUUACCAUAGGAAAGUCUAAAGUUAAUCAAAGCCAUUUUCCUCUAGCCAGAUAAUCCAAGAACUUUGGAACAUAUUAACACCAUUUGUUUCCCUGGCCCAACUUAUAUGUUAUUGUUGCCAAAUUUUUAAGUCUGCUUUGUAGUGUUUUUAUUUCACACUGCUAAUUAUUUUAUAUAAUUACAGUUCAUUUAGCCCAUAUAUUUACCACCUUCUUUGUUCUGCAUUUCUUCUUAUAUCUCAAACAUUCCAGCUAGGACUACUUUUCUUACUUUUUUUGUUUUUAAUGGUUUUUUUUUUUUUUUUUUUGAGAGAGACAGAGUAUAAGCAGGAGAAGGGCAGAGAGAGAGAUGGUGGGGGACAGAGGACCCAAAGCGUUUUCGGUGCUGGCAGCAGUGAGCCCAGAGUUGGGCUCGAAAUCAUGAACUGUGAGAUCAUGACCUGAGCCAGAGUUAGACACUUAACUGACUGAGCCACCCAGGGCGCCCCUAUUUAUCCUACUUUUUAUGUUCCUAUUUGAGCAGUAUUUUGGCUGGUUGACAGAAUUCCAAGUUGACUGCUAUUUUGUUUCAGAAAAUUAAAAACAAUCUGUUUACCUCUGACUUCUGUUAUUUCUAUAUAGAAGACAUCUGGCCACCUCACUUAUCACUCCUUUGAAAGUAAUCUCUUUUCCUAUGACUAUUUAAAUGUUUUGUUUUUCUGUCCUUUCACUGUGAUGUAUCUUAAGUAUGGGUGUCAUUUCAUUUGUUGUAUUUUGUGCCUUUUGAUAGUGUAGAUUGGUGUUGGUUCAGAAAAUUGUCAGAUGUCAACUUUUCAAAUAUGGCAUCUGGAAAUCUCUGUUUCCUGCCAUGAUGGAGAAACUGGUGCCAGACUUAACUUCCCACAAGAAACAACUAGAAAACUGGACAAAAUAUUUGAAACAAUUAUUUUUCUGAUACAAGAGAGAUAAGAAACAAGAUAAAAUCUAGACUCACCUUGGAUUUCUGUGUCAAGGUACUUUCAUGACCAUGGUCCAGAGAGGGUACAUCUCAGCCACUUCCAAGUCUGCCUGAGUAACUGAAAUCUGCAAGGCAGAGAACCAGAGAAGAUAGAGCUACACAGAGAAAGAGCUUUAGAAAUCUGCAUAGUAGUCUCUUUGUGUUUCUUACUCAUACAUAGAAUGAAACUCAAAGAAGCUAGGCAAACAAUGACUAAGGAGCUAUAAGCUGAAAAACAUCAAUAGCUCACAUAGGGCUAGGAGAUAUUAGAGUUCUGCCCAGCCAGAGGGGAGAAUCCUUCAGUAAAGAUUCCAGAAUGACUUUAGCUUAUUAAUAGAAUUAAGCCAGCCUAGAACAAAAGGUAUUCUAAAUUUGCCUUGACAAGACUUAAAACCAAGCCUCAAAAUAAUCUAGCAUGUUCUCAAGUAAUUUAAUUGCCUGCCAGAAAAAAUCCAACACUUUUAUUACCAGGUAAGCAAAAAAUAGUACCCAUAACCAAGAAAAAAAGAAGCAGUGCAUAGAAACACACUCAGAAAUGACAGAGGUUUGGCAUAAUUAAACUUUGAACUAGUGGUUAAAAAUGUGCCCAGUGAUUUAAAGAAAUACAUGAAGAUGAUGAGAAAGGAACCAUAUGAAAAUUUGGGCAUGCUAAUUAUAAAAUUGGAAAUUGCUUUAUUUACUGGAUGGGAUUAACAAAAAAUUAUACACCGCAGGAAAAAAGAUCAGAGAACUUGAAGACAGAAAAGAAAAUUACCCAAAAAUGAAGCAUAAUGAGAAAAAAAGACAAAAACAAAGACAGCCUCAGUGACCAGAGGGACAAUAUCAAGCAGGGUAAAGUGUGGGGGUGACAGUUAGGGGUAUUUUAAGAAAUAAUAGUCAAAAGUUUUCCAUAUUUGAUUAAAAAAAAAACCUUUGUAUUAGUUAUCUAUUACUAAUUUGUAUUAGUAAUUUGUUAUAACAAAUUACUUCAAAACUUAGUGGCUUAGAACAACAUUUAUUAUUCCACAGUUUUUUUGGGUCAGGAGUCCAGGCUUAUCUGAAUCAGAAUGCCUCUGACUCAGGAUCUGUGAUGAAACUGCAAGCAUCUCAAGGCUCCAAAGGGGAGGAUUCACUCCCAAGUUCACUUUAAAGCCAUGGCAGUCCUCAAGUAUUAAUUGUUGUUGGCAGGAGAUAUCAGUUCCUUGCCUUGUGAGCCUCUUUGUAUGUGUACUCACAACAUGACUGCUUGCUUCCCUCAGAGUGAGAGCUGAGAAAGAAAGAGGCAAAGAAAGGAAGAAAGAAGAGAAGGGAAAGCAAAAGUUGUUCUUUUUUAAUCUAAUCUUUCAGUGACAUCUCAUCACUUUUACCUUUUUCCAUUAAUUAGAAUCAAGUUAUUGUGUAUAGCACCCCUUUGAAUGUGGGGGUCUGAAUACCAGAAGGUACAGAAAUUGGGAGCCAUUUUAGAGGCUACCUGCCACACCAUUACAUUACACAAUAUACAAAAGUAACUUGAAAUGAAUCAUAGUCUUACAUAAAAGGAAAACAACAAAAAUUCUAGAAGAAACAUGAAAAAAAUCUGUAGUAAGCAAAAAUUUCUUAUAUAGGACACAAGAAGAACAAAUCAUUUAAAAAAUUGAUAAAUUGGACUACAUUGUAUUAACUUCUCUUCAAAAAUCACCAUUUAAGAAAAUCAAAAUAAGACUGUGAGAAAAGAUUUGCAAAUAGUAUAACUGACAAAGAACUUGUACUCAGAGUACUUUAUUUUUUUUAAUGUUUAUUUUUAUUUAUUUUUGAGACAAAGAGAGACAGAGCACGAAUGGGGGAGGGGCAAAGAGAGAGAGGGAGACACAGAAUCUGAAGCAGGCUCCAGGCUCCGAGCUGUCAGCACAGAACCCAACACGGGGCUCCAACUCACAGACCGUGAGAUCAUGACCUGAGCUGAAAUUGGAUGCUUAACCGACUGAGCCACCCAGGUGCCCCCGGAGUAUUUUAAAAAAAUCUUACUGGUCAAUAAGGAUAAUAACAGUUUGGCAGUUUACUACAAAGUUAAAUAUGUACUUACUAUAUUAUCAUGCAGUUGGACUCAUAAAUAUUUAACCAAGAGAAAUGAAAACAGAUUCACACACAAAAAAACUUGUGCACAAGUCUUUGUAGAUGCUUUAUUUAUGAUAGCCAAAAAUGGGGAAAAAAACCCAAAUGUUCAUCAAGAGGUGUGUGGAUAAAUACUCAGCGAUAAAAAGGGACAAACUACUGAUAAAUGCAACAACAUGGAUGAUUGUCAAAAGUGAGCUGAAACAAAAGCCAAAGAAGAGUGCACACUGUAUGAUCACAUUUAUAUGAAAUUCUGAGAACGAUAAUUUUAAUCUGUAACGAGAACAGUUUAGUGGAUGCGUAGGGCUGGGGUUAGAGAUGGGACAAUGACUACAUGGGAUCAUGAGGGAAUAUUUUGGGGUAAUGGACAUAUUCUGUGUAUUAACUGUGAUUGUAGUUAUGUGACUAUAUGCAUUUGUCAGACCUUACCAAACCCUACACUCAAAAUGACUACAUUUAUUUUCCAUAAUUACAUUUCAGUAAGGUUGGUUUUAAAUAUUGCCUUCGUUCAGUUCUCUCUCUCCCAUACUACAUUACUGUGUCUCUAUUUCCAUCUUUUUCUUUCACUGUGCUAUAUUCAGUUUCUUCAAGUCUAAUAUUUUAUGUUCUCUUUAUGUUCAACCUUCUGUAUAUGUCCACUGAGUUUUUAUCUUAAGGGUUUUUUGUUACUAGAAGUUCUAUUUAACUUGGUCAUAUCUGCCAUUUUACAUUCUUAAAGCCUCCUUUUUCUUGCUGACAUUUCCAAGUUUGCCAUGCUUUUCUUUUAAAAUAGUAAACAUUAUUUGAAAGACCACAUCUGAUAAAUUCAAUAUGAGACAGGUUUGUUUCUGCUGGUUCUAUUCAUGUUGUAUGGUUGCUCUAUCUGCUUGUUAGUAAUUGCACUGGAAAAUUUUUGUUAUGGGGAUUACCUAGACAGGCUUUGCCUUUGCUGCUUCUGGGUGCCUUAGAGCACUUCUGGUUUUGAGCACUUGACCAUACAGUUAGGCUUUCUGGACUACCCUAGGUAUUUGUUCUUUGAGGUAAAUCUGUAAGAUAGCUGGUCUGUGGCCACAACUUCACAGGAAUAUUUCUUUUUUCUUUUCUUCUCCUGUUUUGCUUAUGACCAAAGUAGCUUCUCUAUAGUUCUAUGACUUUACAAGGAAGGACAUGGAUUAAGAUAUGUUUCACCUUUAUCCUGAAAGAGUAUCAGUAUUGGAAAAGGUUUCUCUACCACACCCCCUCAUGAAAGAACGAGAUCCUAAAUAUGGGCUAUUGUAAAUGCCUUCUGGGGCAUAGGAAGCAUUGGUGUUCCAGUAUUCUGCUUCUUUUUCUCAUUACAAACUUCCAUUCAGUAACUAUCUUGGGACUUUUUGCUAUAUUUUCAUCUCUUUAAUGCUUUUAAAGUGUUGUAGAGUUUUUCAUGGGUUGAUUAAUCUGAAUGCCCUGGUGUGCUUUUACUGGAUCUAAGCAUAUAUAUCUCUUUAAAAAUAGCCACCUCAUUUAGCACAGUGAUUGAUAUGUCUUGGUGAAAAUCUUUAGAUAACUUUUGUCUUGUACAGAGUUUACAUGUGUGUCUGGUCGAUUACAGCAUCCUGGAAGUUGAAAUGGACUGUAGCUACAAAAUAAAUCAAUUCAAACUAUUACAGGGAAUUAGCCUCAGGGUCUUUAGAACCAGUGUUGCACUUGUAGAACAUAUUACUUCUUUAAUAAACAUUAGCAAUUGAUAUUAGUAUUAUGUCUUAACUAAAAGAAAUACAUUGUGUGCCUUUGUGUUGUAACCAAAUUACUUUGAGUGAGAUAUAGCAAGGGCAGAUGCAGAUUAAGAGACAAAGGAAAGAAUUUUAUAAUUUCUUAUAAUCGCAGUUUCCUGGGGCAAACACAGCACACCACAGAGGGACACUGAAGGGUCACAAGGCAGAGGAAGUAGAGGUAACAGUGGGCAAGUCCCUUUAUUGUAUUUUCCGGUGGAAGGAAUAAGGCAGGGUAAGUAGGGUUAGGAUUGGAUAAUUUGAAUGAUUUCAGUGGGCUCUGGUUGCCUGAUACCUCGCCUUGGGGCAGUUAAGGCAGAUGUACAGUGGUCCAGAGUAUGAGAGCCACAUAACCAAAGUGGUUGGGAGUGUGCAUUUAAUCGGCUGUACAAGGAAAAAAAAAAAAAAACAGACCUCUUGCUAGGGCCUCAAAAUUGAGUCAAGACAACAUAUAAAAACAACUAUAUUAUACCUUGAAGCAACUAAUAGUAUAGAGUCAUAAGCCUAGGAUAUAAGGACAGAUUUUAAUAGGACAGAAGUGCCUAACUUUGAAUUUAUUUAUAUCACGGUUUUGAAAGAUAAAAAGUACCUGUCAUGUUAGCUGAGAUCUUAAAAACAUCUUGAAAAAUGUAGCAUAAUUUGUAACUAUACUUCUUGCUUAGUGAGAGACUUCCCAUGCGGAGGAUGUCCUGUAAAGAUUUAACAUUGCAUUUUCUAACAUAAUAGCUUUUUCUUCAGUCAGUAUGCUUUGAUAAUUAGACACUAUAAAUCUACCCAAAAAGCUUUUGUCACUUGACAGAUAUUUUGCAUCAGGCUUAAGAGAAAGGCAGUGCCACUUCUUUGUGGGUCUCAUUACACUUGAUUUUUCCCAUAGUUCUCAGAAAAAAAAGUAAUGAAUAAAUCAAUUUGGUUUACUAUUAUCUUUGUAUUAAAAAUUACAUGUAGAUUAUUAAAAUGAUAUAAACUCUGCAAGAAUAUAAGCACAUUAACAUUUUAUAUAGUUGCUUUUUUUAUUGGUAAACCUACCUGAAAAUAUCCAAAUUUGCUCAGAUUCAGGGUUUUAGGACACCUUUAAAAGUGUUCAGCAAGAUUAUUUACAUCUUGGCUGUCUCUACACUUUAUUAAGUUCAGAAUUAAGUUCAGAAUUCCAGUUUAAAGUGUCUAAUACUUCAGUUUGCAGAUUUAUACAGGUACUUUCAGAAACAAAAGCAGAUACCUAAAAACUCACUUUAAUUUAUAUAAAAAAAACAUGUGAGUGACCACUCUUUUCUAAGCAUUCUGCUAGCUGCUAUUGAAACACAGCGAUGAGUAAGACCAGGCCCUGCUCUUAAGAAGUUACUAUAUCCCAUUACCCAUUUUUUGUUUCUCCUUUUAGUGUUCAUCAUUAAGAGUUACUGCAUUUUGGGGCAUCUGGGUGGCUCAGUUGGUUAAGCAUCCAACUGUGGCUCAGGUCAUGAUCUCGUGGCUUGUGAGUUCAAGCCCCACUUUGGGCUCUGUGCUGACAGCUCAGAGCCUGAAGCCUGCUUCAGAUUCUGCCUCUCUCACUCUCUGCCCCUACUCUGCUUGCACUCUGUCUGUCUCUCUCAAAUACAAACAAACAUUAAAAAAAAAAUCUAAAGGGGCACCUGGGUGGCUCAGUCAGUUAAGCAUCGACUCUUGAUUUCAGGUCAGGUCAUGAUCUCACGGUUUGUGAGUUCAAGCCCUGCAUCAGGCUCUGUGCUGACAGCAUGGAGCCUGCUUGGGAUUCUCUCUCUCCCCCUAUCUCUCUGCCCCUCUCCUGCUCAUGCUAUCUCAAAAUAAAUAAAUAAAUUUUAAAAAAUUAUUUAAAAAAAUUUUUAAAGUAAUUGCAUUUUAUAUUUAUUUCUUUAUACUUUUUAUCUUCUUUCUCCCUCAUGAAGGGAGAAAAUAUACUUUUUAUCUUUACUUUCUCCCUGCAUAAAGUAAGUUGUCUCUUGUGUUCCCCACUAUAUCCCUAGACCCUAAAAGAGUGUCCAGCCCUAGAAGAUACUCAAAACAUAUUUGAGUGAAUGAAUGAAAGCUAGUUGAUCUUUUUUCAAUUGUUUUUUCUUUUCUAGGACAAAUUCCCCUUUCAAUUUUGAUCCUUUAUGCAGAAUUUUAGUUUUUGAAAUGCAAUUGAACUUUGUGAAACAUGAUAAAGUAUAAUGUGCCGCCACUAUUCAAGAAACUAAGAAACAUAAAUUGCCAUAAUUAUACCACAGCCUAUAGUGAAGUUUUUUCUUAUCUCAUAAAGUUGUUUAAAUGGUAUUCAUUCUAAUAAUUAUUAUGAAAACUGUCAAUGAUAAAGGAAUACAUAGUCUAAGAUGAAGGCACCAGGAUUGAGUGAAAUAAGUUAAAAUUAGUACUGCUCAUAAUCAAGAUCAUACUUUCAGAGGAUAAAAUAUCACACAAAAUAAUGUGGCUAGGAUUAUUUAUCCAAUUGUUUGAAUUCAUGUUUGAACUCCUGUUCUAAAAUUUCAAGUACACAUUGGUCAUAUAUUACAAACCUCUGUGAAGUAAGCAUGUGUAUCCAUAGGCACCAACACAUCAGUAGUUAUUGGCACAUAAUAUUUAUUGAAUGAAUAUGCAUAUAUAAGCAUAAAUAUUUAUGUAAACAUAAAGUCCAUAGCAUAGUGCUGGGCAUUUGUUAAGUAUUAUGUACAACAUUUAUAGGUGAUUUAGUUGAAUUACUGAAGUGUGAUUUUUUUUAAAGGAGUUUUUGCCAGCCAGUAGUAUAAGACCAAAGAAGAAUCCCUUCCACCUGAAAUCUGAGAUGCAAUGCCAGCUUUAUGAGCAAGCAGAAUAGGUAGCUCCAUAUAUGACUGAUUUAAAGGAGUUUCCUGAGGGCAUGUAAGUGGCUCAGUUGGUUAAGUGUCCAACUCUUGAUUUCAGCUCAGGUCAUGAUGUCAUGGUCAUGAGAACAAGCCUCACUUUGAGCUCCACGAUGGGCACAGAGCCUGCUUGGGACUGUCUUUCUCUUCCUCUGCCCCUCCCCUAUUUGUACACAUCUCUCUCUCUCUCUCUCUCUCUCUCUCCCUCUCUUUCUCUCUC
Molecule: messenger RNA, 19733 nt
Organism: Acinonyx jubatus (cheetah)
Lineage: Eukaryota; Metazoa; Chordata; Mammalia; Carnivora; Felidae
Gene: SCLT1
Product: sodium channel and clathrin linker 1
Exons: 19
Coding region: 544-2430 (628 amino acids)
Biological process (GO): cilium assembly; clustering of voltage-gated sodium channels
Cellular component (GO): centriole
Source: RefSeq, a predicted model, not a curated record